Molecule: messenger RNA, 2334 nt
Organism: Saccharomyces eubayanus
Lineage: Eukaryota; Fungi; Ascomycota; Saccharomycetes; Saccharomycetales; Saccharomycetaceae
Gene: ACF2
Product: endo-1,3(4)-beta-glucanase
Exons: 1
Coding region: 1-2334 (777 amino acids)
Cellular component (GO): cell surface
Molecular function (GO): endo-1,3(4)-beta-glucanase activity; glucan endo-1,3-beta-D-glucosidase activity
Source: RefSeq, a predicted model, not a curated record
AUGUGGUACGAUAGGAAAGCCAUUCCGCCACCUCUCCCUAGUAGACCUUGUGGUGCUGCCAACAUAGAGCCCCCUCCUAUACCACCUCGAAGAAACGUUCAGCCUCCAACCUUUUCCUCUGAAGACCCCUUUAAGUCUCGAGUUGUUAAACCUGUGGCAGAAUUGCUGCAUUUGUACAAAUCCCCCGCCAAUGUUCAAUCGCUACAUGGCGAUUUAUUUCAGUCACCUAUCCUCCCUAGUUUAGGACCUCCUCUCUCAAUCUUCAAGAGUGUUCAACAUGCGGUUCCCAGGCCCAAUACGGGGAAUCAGGAUAGUGGCCCAUUAGAGACAAACAAAUUCUAUACAAACAUUUUACUCGAGGAUAAUACACAACCAAUAUGGACACAUCCUUAUUCCCUUUGGUUUUCGCGUGACCCAGAAUUAUUUGGUUUGGCCAUUAAUCAUACUUUGGCUUCCCAAAGGGUAUUUGACACAACUACUAAUCCUCCAAGAUUCUUUUUCAAUCCUACAAAUAUAAAAUCCUUUGUGUUCAAGGCAAGAGAGUUUAGUUCGGUAGAAGACAUCAAGCUUGAAUUUCAAGAUAUGAAACACAUGUCCAUGCGGUUACUAUUGUCCCUCAACGAUUCUCAGUUCAUAGAAUACCCGCUAGUUCAAGGGAUGGGCUUCGUUACGGCUAUUUAUCAUGAUCUAGUUUUUGAAUUGAGAAGUGCUGUUGGUUUUAGGCGCCUAGAGCUUGUUACUACAAAUGAGAGGAGUUAUAAAUACCAUAUUCAACUCGAAGACAACCGAGUUUGGCCGCUUUACUUGACCUCGCCAAAGUGCUCUUUUCCACAAGAUUUUCAGUUAUCACUAACUAAAAACAAUACGAUAACGUCUUCCCAUAAAAUUGAUGGUCUUGUUUGUCAAUUGUCAGGGGAUUCCGUCCCUGAUAUAGAUUUGGCAGCAGGUUGUUACCCAGUGACUUGCAAUUUAUCAGGUCAAACUAUCAAUGAGCAGCUAACAAAUUAUAGGUUUGAUUAUUCUGUGGAAGGCCCAUCACAGUCGGGCACUACACUAAUGUAUGCUUUGCCACAUCACAAAGCUACAUUCUCUUCAGAAAUGCAAAAAAGUGAAAUCAACUCUAAAUUGGAUUCCACGGUUAAAGGUGCGAUGACUGGUUACCUCACAAACAGCUUUGAAAUGGAGGUACAAAUACCGAAUGAAUUGGGAUUUGAGCCUGUAGCCCUUUAUUUGGAUAGAAAAUCCAAUUAUAGCCAUGCAACGCUAUCUAAAAUCCAAGAGGCUGCAAUUCAAGAGGUCCGGUCCGGCGAUCCUCAACAAGAAUCGAACAUUGAUUCCAUGUAUUUUUCUGGCAAAAUACUAGCAAAAUACGCAUGGAUCCUCUAUGUGACACAUUAUAUUCUUCACGAUGAAACUUUAACUAGAGAGUUACUAAGUAAACUGAUUAUCGCAGUAGAGAGAUUUAUUACGAAUGAGCAAGUUUUACCCUUAACUUAUGAUUCUACAUGGAAGGGUAUAAUUUCCUCAGGUACUUCUAGCCAAGAUUUCGGUAAUUCCAACUAUAAUGAUCAUCAUUUCCAUUACUCCUAUCACGUUAUAACUGCGGCCAUUAUUUCUUUAGUCGAUAAUGACUUAAAUGGAGAUACUAACAACCAUUCUUGGUUAAGUACCAAUAGAGAUUGGGUCGAGUGUUUAGUUAGAGAUUAUUCUGGUGCCGACAGCAAUGAUCCAUACUUUCCUCAAUUCAGGUCAUUUGAUUGGUUCAAUGGUCAUUCAUGGGCUAAAGGUUUAUUUCCAAGUGGUGAUGGUAAGGAUGAAGAAUCCACUUCUGAAGAUGUGAACUCUUGUUAUGCAAUAAAAUUAUGGGGGUUAGCGACUAAAAACUCCAAAUUGAUUGAUAUAGCUAACCUACAACUUGGUAUCAUGAAACAUGUUUUUCAGAGUUACUUCCUGUACGAAAAUAGUAAUACCAUUGAGCCUAAAGGAUUUAUCAGAAAUAAGGUUAGCGGUAUUCUAUUUGAAAAUAAAGUUGACCAUGCCACAUAUUUUGGUAUGGAGCCACAAUAUAUUCAUAUGAUUCAUGCUAUUCCUAUAACAUCUGCAUCUUCAUGGGUCAGAUCGCCAACUUUUGUCAAAGAAGAAUGGGAACAAAACAUGCAACCGAUAAUUAAUCAAGUCAAUGAUGGUUGGAAAGGUAUAAUUAUGUUGAAUAUGGCUCUUCUUGAUCCUAAGUUCUCGUAUGACUUUUUCAGUCAGCCAAAUUUUAAUAGAAAUUUCUUAGACAAUGGACAGAGUUUAACUUGGUCGUUGGCUUAUGCAGGUGCCUUCAUUUAG